Messenger RNA from Penicillium cataractarum, 1086 nucleotides. RefSeq lists its product as uncharacterized. The coding region runs from base 1 to 1086 and encodes 361 amino acids. Lineage: Eukaryota; Fungi; Ascomycota; Eurotiomycetes; Eurotiales; Aspergillaceae. The transcript has 7 exons. The record is from RefSeq and is a predicted model, not a curated record.
AUGCCUCGAUUUACUGUGAAUGAGCUCUCGCAGUACCCUCCAUGUCCCCUUCGAAUCAUAUUUGCACCUCCCAAUGACCCCGAUGCCGGAACAGUGCCAGAUAUACUCGCGUUAUACAGGCUCUACUCGCUUCCUGGAGCGUUCGUAUCGGAGAGUUUACGCGACGUAGCCAUUUCAUUUGGUACCACCAAUGUGGAUGAAGGACCAAGGUAUACCUGGUUUCACUUUCUGUACAAAAGUUUACCAAUUACGGACAUGAACGGCGUCAAGAGAAUCAAAAAUCAAAUACAAGCAAGGCGAAAGGGAGAUCAACCAGAAGACUUUGGAUGGGUUCAUUCUGCCUACUGCCUGAUAGAGAAUGGGUCCUCAGAGGUAACUCUCAUUAUAUUCAAUAGUGAACCAUUAUUAUACGAAAGAUUCAGGACUAUAUCCGAACACACUCCUUAUGAAGAAACUAUGAAGGACCCUUACUGUCUGUUGAAUGUUGUAUUCGAGAUCUUGUAUGAGCGCAUCGAUAUGCUCACAUGGACCAUUGCAAAUGUCUUCACCCAGGAAGAAAUGAAAAUCCUGCAUAUGGCACGGGAUCCAGAGCUCAAUGGCGGCGAUGUGGACUUACCUGAAAUACACAUGAUCCAGAGACAUCAGAUCUACCUACGAGAGGCUAUCGAAUCUAUUACGGUGACCCUGGACGCAACGAUCGAUCACCAGCAACGACUCAAUGAGGGUUCUACGUCGAUUUCACCCUCCCAUAAUGCGACACAGGCAGGGCUCCGUUAUCGCAAAGUUCUCAUCAAGUCCACGGACCUACGACUGCGUAGUAUGGGAAAGAGAACGCAGAAUACAAUCAACAUGGCCUUUAACCUGGUUACCCAAGCCGACUCAAGAGUCAUAAAAGAGGACAGUGGGUCGAUGAAAAAGACCGCGAUUCUCACUAUGAUCUUUCUCUCUUGUACGGCUGUAGCAUACACCAUUAAAAACGGUGAACGCCCUCGGAAGACCAAUGAAAAGGGAUUCAUGGGCUCCGAUGCACAAGUUGAGGCUUUCUCCGAAGCCAGCUUCAAAUUCAUAGACGACAAGUACAAAUGA